AUGGGGAACCAAAACCUUUCCAUGGAUCGGCUCUCUCGUUUCCGCAAGCCCAACGAAGACGGUAUGUUCCGUGAACCUAGUAGAGACAGGCGCAUCACCAAACUUGAAAAUCUCAACGGCGAUAAUAGUCAUCCCACCGAUCCAUACCCACCACCGUUGGAUCUCCUCUUGACGGAGCUCACCGGAGUCUCCCGCCGCAGCGCUCGCGUCUUCCUCCAUGGCGUCGGGCGAGAAGGCCUCAUGCUGAAAGUGAAAGCCUUCGCAAUGCGUCUCUUCCACCUCGGCCUCUCCUCUCACUUAGUCUCCGACGUGACCACGCCUCCGAUCUCAUCUCCCGAUCUCCUCAUCGCCUCAGCCGGUCCCGGAGGAUUCUCCACCGUCGAUGUGAUUUGCUCCAUCGCGAAAUCGUGCGGUGCUAAGGUUGUGCUCAUCACGCAGUUGGAGAGAGGUUCUUGUGUGAAGCACACAAUGGAUGUGUGUUAUGUCCCGGCGCAGACGAUGGCAAGUGAUGGCGGAGGUGCGGCGGAGAAGGGAUGAAUAGGGUUUCUGGUAAUGGGCUGGAUUAUCAAAUUCUCAAUCUAAAAAGCCCACAAAUUCUCUUUUUUUUUUAAUGAAACGCAGAGUUGCGAUGUAAGGACAGAUGUCGCAAGCUCCUCGCUCUAUUUGUUGCGCUGGCAGUCUAAGAAGAGAGUUGCCUUCUUAUUUAUGUUAUAAGAAGAUGUAUAUGCUUUGACAUUAUUAUUCUACCACAAAUCAUGAUCUAAUGCUAACCUUCAAUUUCAAGUAACUCAACU
Messenger RNA from Brassica napus (rape), 794 nucleotides. Its product is annotated as 3-hexulose-6-phosphate isomerase-like. The transcript has 3 exons. Gene Ontology annotation, molecular function: carbohydrate derivative binding; isomerase activity. The record is from RefSeq and is a predicted model, not a curated record. NCBI's taxonomy places the organism in Eukaryota, Viridiplantae, Streptophyta, Magnoliopsida, Brassicales, Brassicaceae. Bases 1 to 537 code for a protein of 178 amino acids. Gene Ontology annotation, biological process: carbohydrate derivative metabolic process.